AUGUUUAAAUGUGUUAAAAGUUUUGUAACUAAUAACUUUCAAUGUGUAUGUCUUGGUACCUUAUAUUCCAAAAACAUUCCAGUUAAGAGUGGUAUGCCACAAGGAACUGUACAAGGACCUGUAUUGUUUUUAACAUUUACUAACAACAUAGUUUACUGGACUAAUGGAGAUUGUGGCAUGAAGCUGUAUGCAGAUGAUAUUUUGUUGUCUCAAUUGAGGAAUGAUUUCAACAACAUUCAUCUAGUCAUAACGGCAUAUCACCACAAGUCUGGGUAUCAAAAAGCUAAAGACCGUGAAGAUAAAAAGAAACGUGAGGAAGCGGUCAUUUCAAAAACUGUUAAAAUAACUGAGCUUUUUCCUACGAUUAGUGUCAAUGUCAAUAGAGAAGACCCACCAUCGAAUUCACCUUUACCAUGUGUUGGUCAGUGUGGUUUGCCUGGUCAAUUUGGUCAUGAAUUUGAACGUGAUAACAGUGUUGCAGCUGUAUACACUCAAUCUAUCUCUCACUCUGAAUCUGAUGAUAUGGUAGACGCGGAGACACUUUCUCAGAAACCAGAAGCACAAGCUGGUUCCAAAGGUGAUGACAAUUCCUUUUCCACUGACAUUGGGCAAUGGUUUGAAGUGGAAAUCAAUGAUACAUUCUGUAACUUUUGGGUAACUCGUGGCAGUGAAUGUUGUCAACAUUCAAAUGCUGACUUCACUAGUUCAAUGCAAAUUGAUGGAAAACAGAAGCGCUACUGCUCACAGAAUCUCUUUUAUCGUGUUCAUUCUCGCAAUGGUGAGAAAGUCCCAAGGUCAUGGUUGUGUUAUUCACCAGCAACAUCUCGCAUUUACUGCUUUGUAUGUAAAUUAUUUUCUGCUGAUGAUAAUUCAUUCUCAAGGAAUGGUUUUUGUGAUUGGAAAAAUGCAGCUUCACGAAUACAGUCAAAUGAAAACAGCAUUGCACAUAGAAAUGCAACAAUCACAUUCAGCCAAAGAGUACAAGCCAGAGGAUGUGUAGAUUCAGCAAUAGUUGAGCAAUACAGACAGGAAUGUGCAUAUGCAAAAUCUGUGCUAGAAAGAGUUGUCUCAGUUAUCAAAUUCCUUGCUGAAAGAGGGCUCGCAUUUAGAGGACAUACUGAAAUAUUGGGGUCAAGUUCUAAUGGCAAUUUUUUGGGAAUUUUGGAGUUGAUUGCUCAGUUUGAUCCACUCCUCUCCAGUCAUAUUGACAACCAUGGUGGUAAGAGAAAAGGCUCUGUUUCAUACCUGUCAUCAACAAUUUGUGAUGAGUUAAUUGAUGUCAUGGGAAAGCAAGUUAUGAAAACAAUAUUGUCUGAAAUACGUGGAGCAAAAUUUUAUUCGAUUUCUGUUGACUCUACUCCAGACAUAUCUCAUGUUGAUAGGCUGUCAUGUGUCUUUCGAUAUGUUUUGAACGAUGGCCCUAUAGAAAGGUUUGUGCAAUUUUUAAGCAUGAAAGGACAUGGGGCAGAAGAUUUGUUUAACAGUUUAUACAGCUUUCUGGAAGAAGCAAAGUUGGAUAUAAAAUAUUGCCGAGGUCAGUCCUACGAUAAUGCUAGCAAUAUGGCAGUAAAAUAUUCAGGGUUACAGGCACGCAUUCGAGAGAAGAACCCAUUGGCUGAAUAUGUCCCAUGUUUUGCACACUCCCUUAAUUUAGUCGGUGCAUCAGCUGUAAACUGCGUGACAACAGUGAGUGGAUUUUUUGAUUUUGUACAAAACUUGUAUGUCUUUUUAAAUGCAUCAACCCAACGGUGGGAGCUUCUAACCAAAGGAUUGGAUAGUAACCAGUUAGUUCUAAAACGCCUUUCUGAUACUCGAUGGUCAGCACAUUCUGCAGCAACUAAAGCAUUGAGCAAAGGCUUUAAAAAUGUUAAGACAGUGUUAGAGAACAUUGCUGAGGACCCCGAGGAGAAGGUUGAAGCUCGCUCUACAGCUGUAGGAAUUACAAAGAAGAUGGAUCAGUUAGAAUAUGGAAUUUUAUUAGAACUCUGGACACCCAUAUUAGAUUGCUUUCAUAAGACCAGUUUAAAACUGCAAAGUCCACAACUUGAUCUAAAUGAGGCUGUUCAACUGUUAACUUCACUAAAAGAAUAUGUAAAUUCACUUUGA
Hydra vulgaris (swiftwater hydra) is the source of this 2106-nucleotide messenger RNA. Its product is annotated as zinc finger MYM-type protein 1-like. The record is from RefSeq and is a predicted model, not a curated record. Lineage: Eukaryota; Metazoa; Cnidaria; Hydrozoa; Anthoathecata; Hydridae.